Molecule: messenger RNA, 4437 nt
Organism: Thrips palmi
Lineage: Eukaryota; Metazoa; Arthropoda; Insecta; Thysanoptera; Thripidae
Product: serine/threonine-protein phosphatase 1 regulatory subunit 10-like
Exons: 11
Coding region: 551-4153 (1200 amino acids)
Molecular function (GO): metal ion binding
Source: RefSeq, a predicted model, not a curated record
UUUUGCCUUUUGCUUGCUUCAGAAAGGAGAAAACGCGGACAGCUGUCGCUAGCUCAGAGCUAAGAUACAUGUCGAUCUUGAGCUGUUUCUUAUAAUUCUAUCGAUAUUUAAUCGUGUAUUACUGCCUUACUGUUGCCUUGUUAUAUUCAGUAUAAAACUAAACGUAAAUACUAUCAUUAAAAGCGGAAACCACACUUUAAAAGUGUGAAAAGUCAUAUCGUGAACAUCGUUGCUUGGCCUAGGCGCAUAAAGGACCAAAGACAAUCGAGCCGUAAUCUGGUGAAUCCAGUAAGAAAGCCAGUCGAGUUGAAACACUAGAAGUACUCAAAAUUAAGUCAAUCGGGUCGAAGUACAGCAAAACCAAGUGUGAAACGCGAUUCGACGUAUACGACGGGUUCCUGACGAAGUCGAUGGAGGAUCUGCAGUAGCCAUAUUGGCCAGUCACGCAUGAUUUUCACAAGGAACCCCCCUCGACCAGGGCGGUUUUGCCAUGAACGCCGGUAACCGUCUCGUUUCUUGUGCAGCCUGAUAUUUCCUCCGAACUUUAAAAAUGUUUCAGCCACGAAUUGAUCCCCUGCAGCUACUCAGAUGUCUGAGUGUGUUGCUCGGACCAAAUGGAGGAAUCCUGAGUAGAGACCAAGUUGGCAGAUUGGCAAGUUUGAUGACCAAGUUCUCCAAGAAGCUCGUGAGCAAGUGCAUCUACGUGCUUAUUUUAAAAAACACAAAGACCGAACUCAUUGGCAUGUUUAUGAGUGAGGGUGGCUGGGCUCUGACUAACUCCUGGCUAGCUGAUGCCAUUGAAGCAAGAAAUUGGCCUUUAAUGAAAGAAUUGCUUGAAUUGCUUCUGAUGUGUCCUGUGGAUGUGGAGAGAUUAAAACUUAACAACUGUCCAAAGUUGGUUAAAGGGCUCUCAAAAGAUACAACAGACAGAGAUGUUCAGUUGUUGGCCACUCGCCUGGUUGCACAGUGGCUGCAGAUAGUAAAAUCUCCGGCCCCAGUGCUACAUCAUCCUACGAUUGACACAUCUCAUCUUGCCCUGGAGCCACAUCACUCUCUGGAAGGAGAGAUGUUGCCCCAAGCAUCGCAGCUUCAGAUGUUGGAGGAGAGUCGGGAAGAUGAUGGACAUUUUAAUUUUCAUUUCCCCACCGAUUCCAACAUGCAACUGGAUAUCGCCAAUGAUCUUUAUUGUGAUCCGACUGAUAUCACUUUUGACACAAUUUCUAAAGACGAUUUAUUGCCUGCUAGUGCGAAUCUUUGUGAAUAUAGAACUGAUAACUGUAAUAGUACAAUAAUCGGUAAUGGUUCUGAUUUAGGUGAAAUUCAUACUGAAUUUCCAGGUGAUUUAGUGAAUGUGAAUGAAGUUAGAAACGAUUCUCUGCAGGAAAUGAACUUUGAAAGUGUUAUUGAACCUGCUGUUAUUAGUGAAGUGAUCCCUGUUCCUGUGAGUGAAGAGACUGAGGUAAUGGAUACUGACAGUGCUGUUGUUACCAAUGGUGAACCACCUCAAGAAAAACUUGUUCUCAAGUUAAGUGUUUUGAAAGAUGGCAAGAAAGUUAUUGUUAAAUCUCCAACCAAGCGGAAAAUGAGUGAAGAUGAUGAUGAGGAAUCAUCUCCUGCCAAAAGAAAAGCAAGAGAACUUUCAAGAGACAAAAAAAGAGAAAAGGAAAAAUCUGACAAAUCUUCUCACAGACAUGAUAAGACAGAUAAGAAGUCAUCAUCUGGUUCGUCAUCAGAGAGAAGAAGCAGCAAGGACUCAACGAGAGAUUCCCACAAGAGCGACUCUCGCCAUAGUGAUUCUAAGAGCAAACAUCAUCAUUCAGACAAAUUGAAAGACAAAAGUAGAGAUAAGAUUAAGGAAAAAUCAAAACCAUCAUCAUCUUCAUCAUCGUCGUCAUCAACAAAGGAUAAAGAAAGAGAAAGGGCUAAACUGAAAGAGAAAGAGAAGAAGUUAAAAGAAAAAGAAAAGGCUGAAACUCAAGCUGAAAAAGAUAAGGCUACUCUGGCUAAAGUCAUGCAGCCUUCUUCUGUCAGCAAAUUAGGGAAGAUUCCUAAGAAAACUGACAGCUCAUCUAAGUCUGGUGAAAAGGUACAUCCUCCUGUGUUGCCAGACACUAAGAAGAUCUCUAUAUCUAUCGAGAACAGGAAACAGUCUGGUGAACCUCGUCCCAAAACUGUCAAGACUCCUCCCACCAAGUUCCGUUCCACCGGAUUAGAAGAUGUCGUGAAGCCACCUCCAUCCCGGAAGGACAUCAAGAAACCUGCCACGGGUGCAGGUGUACCUUUGCCUGGAGCCAAGGAAUCCAACCCCCUCCUGAAUGUGCCUGUUCUACCAGAGAGGCGCACCAAGCCUGUUUUGAACAUGGCUGGUCCACCUGAGCGCCCUGGAGCCAUCAAACUCAUCCCUGCCAAACCAAAAUCCACCGGCCUCCAGGACAGCGACUUCUUCAUGGACGCGCUCAACGCCGCCAACGUGAAGAGGGAGCCGCGGAAGAGGAAGCGGCGCAUCAGCGGCAGCAAGGACGAGCCCACCAGCCCCACGGGGCUGAACGCCUCCACCGCGUCCAACGCGUCGCAGAGCGAGGGCAACGAGAGCAGCUCGCCGGCGUCCUCGCCGCAGCGCGCCGCCGACGUCAAGCCCGCCGACGUCAAGCCCGCCGUGGACAAGGCCGCCGUCGACACCAAGCCGGUGGCCGACGCCAAGCCCGUCGAGGCCAAGCCCGUCUUCAAGUUUUACCAAGAAACACUCGAGCUCAACGACGACGUCAAGAAGGAGAAGGGCGAGGAAGACGAAGAUGCGGACAAGGACGAGAAGGCCAAGGUGAAGGAGGAAGGCUCGGAGGAGACUGAGGUCAAGAAGGAGGCCGCUGUCGACGACGAGGACAAGGAGGAGAAGGAGGCUGCCCUCAAAGAGACAACGCCUGUCGGUAGCCCGGUGAACGACGAGGCUGAUGCCGAGACUGAGGAGAACAACGCCUUGAUGGAGCGGGAGAAAAACAGGCUGCCGCGCGGCGUGCUGGUCUUCCACCGCUCCAGCCAGAAGCCCAAGAAGUCGCUCAAGUGGAAGGCGGACUCGGAGCUCGAGGCGGUGCAGUACUUCGAGUUGGACGAGACGGAAAGAGUGAACGUGACCAAGACCUCGUUCAUGGACAUGAAGCAGAUGGAGCGCGUGCACGAGAGGGAGAACUUCCACAUGGCGCGGCGCGUGAGCGGCGAGGACCAGAUGAAGGAGCACACCGUCUGGGCGCCGCUCAUCCCCAUCGACCUGCCGCCCUCGGACGUGGAGCACGGCAGCAAGUCCAGGGAGAAGGACGUGCAGUUCGCCCGCGAGAAGAUGACGCCGGCCUCCCCCAUCUACGUCAAGAACCUCGGCAACCCCGACAGCCCCGCCGAGCCCGACGUCGUGGCCUUCACCCCCACGGACCCGGUGCGGAUACCCCUGGACGACUUGAUGGGCUCCAACAGCGUCAACGACUACACCAACACGCCCUGGCCCGAGUCCAAGCCCGUGCUGAUCCCGCAGUCGCCGCCCCACUCGCACACCAUCUCCCACCAGAUGCCCUUGCCCUCCCAGCCUAUGGGACACCACGGGCCCGCCCUGCUGCAGACGCCCAACAUCCCCCCGACCGGCUACCACACUGCUGGAGGAGACUGGAGGACUGGCGAUGGCAAGGUUGUCAUGUCAGACAUGGGAAUGAAUCCAGGACUUGCAAUGGGUUCUGGUAUGGGCCUAGGAAUGGGACCCGUAAUGGACGGAGGAAUGGGACCUGGGAUGGGUCCUGGAAUGGGACCUGGGAUGGAUAUGUACAAUCAAAACAUGGAUGGGAGUUGGAACCCUGACAUGAACUAUGGAAUGAUGAAUGGACAAGACAUGUACCAAGGAAUGGACCAAGGAAAUUAUGACAUGUACCAAGGAGGAUCAGGAUUUGGCGGUAACCAAGGCGGCUCUGGCUUCAGCAGAGGAAGGGGUCGAGGCUGGUACCGAGGAGGAUCUGGUGACAGCUGGAGAGGGAGCUCAAGAGGACGAGGAGGCUGGUCUGGCCCAGGUGGUCCUUCAAAGAGAGUAUGUCGAUACUUCAAGAGAGGAAACUGUGCUACUGCAAAUUGUCAGUUCCUCCAUCCUCCUGAAUUAAAAGGAAUUGCUGCUCGCCAUUAAGUGCCUCACAAAGUCAAUCUCACUGCCAUCAACUUGUACAUUCUGUUAAUAAUAAUAGGUGCUAUUUAUCAACUUUUUUUUUUGCACGAUAAUGAAUUGUUAAAGAUACCAAAGCUUUAAUUUGGGAAAGCUAUUAAUGCCCGUUUUGUUUUGUUUUUUUAAAGCAUGUGUUGUUAUGUCUAUUUUGAACAUUAUUCUGUGACAUACUGUUUACCAGAAAAAGAGUCUGGUCUGUGAUAUUUGUAUAGAUUUCUAGGUCAUAAAUGAUUCAAAGAAAUACUGAA